Periconia digitata is the source of this 1722-nucleotide messenger RNA. The record is from the annotation of a GenBank genome assembly. Lineage: Eukaryota; Fungi; Ascomycota; Dothideomycetes; Pleosporales; Periconiaceae.
UAUCAUCACCAUUGUUUGCAAAGUUCCAAGGCUAUAUCCAUCAUGCACGGACUCAUUGCCUUCAUCAUUGGUCUCGCAGGCUCUGCACUGGCAACCCCAACUCCCCUCAGUGCGCGCGACGCCCAAUCCUACCCCAACGUUACCUACCCAGGCCAGAAAGGAGAAGACUAUGACUACACUGGGUUUGACUCCAAUCAGACUCGCCGUGUCGAAGCCGUAGUCGAGAUGUUCCGCUUUUCUUGGAAUGGAUACUACGAAUACGCUUUUCCAAAUGAUGAUCUACAGCCAGUCAACAAUAGCUUUGCCAACACACGGAACGGAUGGGGCGCCACUGCUAUCGAUGCAUUGAGUACAGCUAUCAUCAUGCAGCAAACGGACAUAGUGAAUCAGAUCUUGGAUUUCGUGCCCACAAUAGACUUCACCAAGACCGGCGCAGAUACUCGGCCAGGAGCAUCGGAAGAUGUGAGUUUGUUCGAGACAACUAUCAGAUACAUCGGAGGUUUACUAUCCGGAUAUGAUUUGCUCAAAGGACCGUUUGAUCAUCUGGAUGUCGACAAAGAUAAAGUCGAUGCAUUGCUUACUCAGUGCGCUGUAUUGGCCGAUGCUAUGAAAUUUGCAUUCAAUACUACAACUGGAAUCCCAGCAAACAACAUCUACAUCAACAAUCAAACGUUCGCACCACGUUACCUAAUGGAAGACGGCACACGAUCUGCAGGACUGGCCGAACUGGGUACUCUAGUUUUGGAAUGGCAGCAUCUAUCUGAUCUCACAGGUAAUCCGGAAUAUGGAGAGCUGGCCCAGAAAGCCGAGGAUUACUUUCUGCAACCUAGCGAAGAAGUGUUUCCAGGCCUUACUGGCGGCAAUUUCAGUAUCGAAACCGGGGAGAUUCUGGAUUCAUGGGGUGGGUGGACGUCGGGUAACGACUCUGCUUAUGAGUAUCUCAUCAAGAUGUACGCAUACGACCCUGAAAAAUACGCACUCUACGCCGAACGCUUCACUCUAGCCGCAGACUCCACAAUCGCCCACCUCCUAUCAUCCCCAUCUUCCAGACCAGAUCUCACAGCCGCAGGUUCCUUCGCCGGCACUCAACCUCAAAAUUACUCGGAACAACUCGCUUGCUUCAUCGGCGGAUCCUUCAUCCUCGGAAGCACUAUCCUCUCCAAACCCUCGUACCUAGAAUCGGGUCUCGACUUCGCUGAAUUCUGUGCAAACGGUUACCGCUAUUCGCCCUCUGGGAUUGGCCCUGUAAUCUACAGCUGGAACACCACCGAAUUAGCCCAGCCCCAAUUUGCCAACCAAACCUCGCUCUACAACAAAGCUGGUUGGUUCAUCAACGACAACACUGCUUUCGGAGGCGGCCUGACACCCGAGGCCGUUGAAUCCUGGUACUACGCCUACCAAGUGACCGGAAACCAGUAUUGGCGCGACGUGGCGUGGGAGCUAACCCUCGCGCAAAACCGCACCGAGCGCGUGGGCUCCGGGUUCUCGUCGCUGCGGAAUGUGCUUGCGGUUGAUGGAGGGGGGUGGCAGAAUCGGAUGCAGAGUUUCUUUUUGGCCGAGGUGCUGAAGUAUCAAUAUUUGAUUCAGGCGCCCGAGGAGUUGAAGGGAGAGUGGGAUGUUGAGUUCGCGCCCAACGGGGUUGGCGAGGGCGGGAAUGUCAAUCCUUGGAUUUAUAAUACUGAAGCGCAUCCUUUCAAGGUUAGGGCGCAGAAUCCUGUGUAG